Molecule: messenger RNA, 2012 nt
Organism: Rhineura floridana
Lineage: Eukaryota; Metazoa; Chordata; Lepidosauria; Squamata; Rhineuridae
Gene: ESS2
Product: ess-2 splicing factor homolog
Exons: 10
Coding region: 191-1639 (482 amino acids)
Cellular component (GO): catalytic step 2 spliceosome
Source: RefSeq, a predicted model, not a curated record
CGCGCGCCCUUUGCGUGAGGCGCGCUGAGAAAGGAAGGGCGGGAGUAAGCUAUCAACUUCCUGGCGUCUGCGUCGCUGUUUCCGGAAGUGGCGUCGCGUCGCUCGCCAAGGCCUUGCGUGUACGGCGAAGGAAGGAGCCUCUAUCUCCCCGUUGCCAGGGGCGACGGGGGAUUUCUGGGUCCAGGGAGAGAUGGAGGAGCCGGCUCCCGUGGCAGGCUCCGUCGCCUCGGCCCGGGCGCUGGUGCCUGUCCAGGCCGAGGCACGCGCCGUGGCUGUGGCGAAGGAGGCGGCCCAGGAAGCCCCCAAGAGCCGUAAGAGGGUCCUGGACGAGGACAGCUACAUCCAGAGUCUGGAGAAAAUCAUCCAAAGGGAUUUUUUCCCUGAUGUUGAGAAGCUACGUGCUCAGAAGGACUAUCUAGAUGCUGAAGAAAGUGGUGACCUGGAGAAAAUGAGACAAAUAGCCAUAAAAUUUGGCUCAUCCUUGGGGAGAUCUUCCAAGGACACCCCUGCACCGUAUGUUACUCCUGCCACUUUUGAAACACCUGAGGUUCGUCCUGGUGACUCCUCCAUGUUGAAUAAACCCAAGCUCCCAGUGAAAACUCCGGAGGAAGGUGAACCGGAAGAAGAAGAGAGCAAAGAUGCUCUGCCCAGCCUGGACAGCUUCUUGGCAAAACACACCAGUGAGGAUAACGCUUCAUUUGAGCAGAUCAUGGAUGUUGCCGAAGAGAAAGAGAGAGCCAGGCAUUCGUGGCUCUACGAAGCAGAAGACGAAUUUGCCCAGCGGCACCAGGAGCAGCUGAUGCUUCCGUCAGCAGAAGAGCAGCAGGCCCUGGCUAACGGGAAAGCUGGGGUGGAGACGUGGGAAUAUAAAGCUAAGAAUUCCCUCAUGUAUUAUCCACCAGGUGUUCCCGAUGAGGAGAAUGUGUUUAAAAAGCCACGGGAAGUUGUCCACAGAAACACCCGUUUCCUGAAGGAUCCAUUCAGCCAAGCCUUGAGCAAAUCCCAGCUCCAGCAAGCGGCAGCCCUCAAUGCUCAGUACAAGCAGGGUAAAGUAGGCCCUGAUGGGAAGGAACUUAUCCCCCAGGAAUCUCCAAAGGUUAACGGAUACGGAUUCGUGGCCACGCCUUCCCCUGCUCCUGGUGUGAACGACUCCCCUCUCAUGACAUGGGGUGAGAUAGAAAGCACCCCUUUGCGGUUAGAAGGCUCAGACACACCGUAUGUGGACAGGACCCCUGGCCCGGCCUUCAAGAUCCUGGAGCCUGGCCGCAGGGAGAGGCUCGGGCUGAAGAUGGCCAACGAGGCGGCCGCUAAAAACCGUGCCAAGAAGCAGGAAGCUUUAAGAAGAGUCACGGAGAACCUCGCCAGCCUUACCCCGAAAGGACUAAACCCAGCGAUGUCUCCAGCCAUGCAGCGCUUAGUAAACAGGACUGCCAGCAAAUUCACAGACAAAGCCCUCCGAGCCAGCUACACCCCAUCCCCUGCACACCUGGGCACACCUGGCUACAAGACUCCGGCAGGGGGGGUGAAUACACCCACCGUCACCCCAACCUCCAGGACACCAGUGGCCCAGGACCCUACCUCGAUCACGGACAAUCUGCUGCAGCUCCCUAAAAGACGCAAAGCGUCGGAUUUUUUCUGAAGACUGUUCUCUCUUUUGCCUACAGGCCGUUGAUGGUGAAAUAUGUGCAGUAUUGACAAGGAGGGCUGCCUGGAUUUUAGGAUUGUUUCUACCCUGUAAUCCCGCAUUGCUCCAGCACUUAGCAGGCAGCAAGAGUGGAAUAAGCCUUUUUGCUGAGCAAAAAAUGUCCUGCUGUAAUCUUCCGUGCCAGUUGAGCCUGGGACCCAAGGACAAAAUAGCAUAUGCGGCAUGAGCCCUUGUAAUGUAUUUGGGAUGGUUCUACAAAGGGGACUGCUGGUUGUGUUUGGGUGUCCCUCAUUCUCUCUGUACAGGAGUGUUUUUUUAUUUAUUGAACACCGAAAGCCUUUCAAUAAAGGCGUGGCGCACAUUUGAA